Molecule: messenger RNA, 2457 nt
Organism: Malania oleifera
Lineage: Eukaryota; Viridiplantae; Streptophyta; Magnoliopsida; Santalales; Ximeniaceae
Product: cation/H(+) antiporter 28
Exons: 5
Coding region: 1-2457 (818 amino acids)
Biological process (GO): regulation of pH; proton transmembrane transport
Cellular component (GO): membrane; endomembrane system
Molecular function (GO): antiporter activity
Source: RefSeq, a predicted model, not a curated record
AUGGGCAUUCGCGAAAUUCAAAACAACGAGAAUGUGCAAGUGAGUGUCAUCAGCAUAGCAGCAUAUUUCCUUUUUAUACUGGGAGUUGUGGUCGCCUGCAACGUUGUUCAUGCACUCCUAAAGCGUUUGUCACAACCUCGUAUGAUCUCUGAGAUUAUUGUAUCUUUAGUUGUUGUAGGGACAGGGCUUUACGAGAAGUUGCUGGACACAAGCUUUUACCGCGAACGAGGAGAUCAACUAAAGUUGUUCGUAAACGUGUUGAGCCAGUGUGGGAUGAUAGGGUACAUGUUUACUCUAGGUCUGGAAAUGGACCCUCUAACCCUCCUCCGCCGACCGCCCCGUGAAGCCAAAAUGGCUUACGCCGCGAUGCUCAGCUCCUUCAUCUUGGCCUUUUCCCUCACGCCGGGCCUCCGUCUCUGGAACAACACCGCCGCGCUUUCCUUCCUCACCUCCGUGCAGCUCUCUAGCACGGCGUUCCCGCUGCUGACGCGCAUGAUCACGGACCUGAAGAUCGGGAAAUCAGACAUCGGGCGGUUCACGGUGGCCGCGGCUAUGCAUUCGGACCUACUGUCGAACCUGCUGAUGAUCCUGGGGUACAUAUGCUCGUGCAAGAAGGAGGAUUUGGUGGGGGUGGUGUGUGGGGUGCUCAUCCAAGUGAUGUUCACGUACAAGGUGGGGUGCAUUCUGAUAAAUUGGGUGAACCAGAAGAACCCACCCGGGGGGCCGAUGAGGGAGAACCACCUAGUGUUGGCGGUGGCGUUCGUGGGGAUCAUAUGCGUGUGGCUGACGGCCAUGAAGCUAGUGCUACCCUACAGUGUGUUCAUGACGGGGCUGUUUCUGCCGAGGGAGGGGAGGGUGUCGAAGAUAAUGGUGAGGAAGCUUGAGUUGAUACUGAGCAGGGUGUUGUAUCCGAUCGUGUUCGUGAACGUGGGGUUGGGGGUGAAGUUCUUUUUCGCGGACAGCACGGGGGGGAUGGUGCAGUUUUGGGAGGUGCUGGAGAUGAUAGGGAUGGCCAGCGGGAAGAAGCCGUGGGGGAGUUGGCACAGACACUUUUGGGGUGAGGCGUUUGGGAUGGUGGGGAUUGUGGUGGUGGGGAAGGUGCUGGGAGCAUUGCUUGCGGGGAAAAUGCUGUUGGGUAUGCAUUGGAAGGAGUCUGGUUCCAUUGGCUUGUUUCUCGCUGUCAAGGGCCAUCCUCAUGUCUACGCUGCACUUGUGGCCACCGAAAACUUAGGCAUAGACGCAAUCUGCGCCAUGGCGAUGGUACUGGUGAUCGUGUGCAGCGUCGUCUACAUCCCAUUCCUCAUAACCUACCUGGUCCGCCGGGCCCGCAAACGCUCCUCCGUCCAAAGAAUGACUCUCCAAUGGCUUGAGCCUUCCAACGAGCUCCGCAUGCUCCUCUGCCUCCGCGGCCUGGAGAACCUUCCGUCCUCCAUCAACUUCACGGAGAUCUCCCGCGGCACCUCCGCCGACCCCGGCACCACCGUCUACGUCACCGACAUGAUUGAGCUCACUGACAGCGUCGCCGCCACGCUGGUCCACGGCAGGGCCGCACCCGAAGAUGCCGCCGCCGCCAUGUCCGACCUCUCCGUCACCGAGAUGAGAAAGCAAAUCACCCACGAGUUCCAAGACUACGUGGAGGAGACUGGAGGCGGCAUCGUCAUCCGCCGCAUGCUCGCGGUCUCCACCAUGGCCACCAUGCACCAGGAUAUCUGCGUUUUGGCCAAGGACUUGAUGGUUUCCCUCAUAAUAUUGCCCUUCCACAGAAUUCAGUCGUCUGAUCGGAAACUUGACGAUAACCGGCCAGGGUUUCGAAACGUCAAUCGUCGGGUGUUGCGAAACCCGCCAUGCUCGGUGGGAAUACUUGUGGAUCGUGGCUUCAGUUCAAUAAACAAGAUAUCAAAAUUGACGUGUCUUCAAGUGGCGCUUAUCUUCAUUGGUGGAAAAGACGAUCGAGAAGCACUUGCAUAUGUUGGGCGCAUAGCACGACACCCUGGAGUGAAACUAACAGUGUUUAGGUUCAUGAUGGACACUAGCGAAACCACCCUUUCCUUGAGAACUCGCAUUUUUAAGUGCAGGGUGGACACGGGCAGUGCCGCAGAGUUGGAGAAGGAGGUAAGGUUGGACGAUGAGUACUUUGCCGAGUUUUAUGAGAGGCACGUUGUGGGGGAGCAUGUGUCCUACACGGAGAAGUAUCUGGUGAGUUCCAUGGACACCUACUUCACGCUACAAUCAUUGGAGAAGCAGUACACACUACUAGUGGUAGGGCAAGGUGGGGAAAGGGUGAAUUCCAUGUUGACAUGGGGGCUAAAUGAUUGGAACCAAUGCCCAGAGCUAGGGCUAAUCGGAAACAUGCUAUCAGAGUCCAGCUUCACAGCCACGGCGUCACUCUUGAUCAUCCAACAACAUCAUCUUAGAGGGGAAUUAGAUGGCCUUGAGGAUGACUUUUCCAUAUUGUAG